This is a messenger RNA of Melanotaenia boesemani (Boeseman's rainbowfish), 1101 nucleotides long. It is a transcript of the gene mtres1, whose product is annotated as mitochondrial transcription rescue factor 1. Lineage: Eukaryota; Metazoa; Chordata; Actinopteri; Atheriniformes; Melanotaeniidae. The coding region runs from base 206 to 871 and encodes 221 amino acids. The record is from RefSeq and is a predicted model, not a curated record. The transcript is spliced from 5 exons.
UGCUGCCAUGGUAGUACCCGGACAGAAGAGCCGACGAAGUGCAGAUAGAAGCAAUUGAGGUUAUUCCGUGGGUCCAAUGACUCAGACGACUGCCUGAAAAUCCAUCCUGCAAAGCUGAACUAACUUUUGGGUUGUGAUUUUUCUCCCUUUAUUUAAUCACGAAAAAAGCACGGUAUUCAUUACAUCAAAGUCGUUCUGUACCAACAUGCAGACUCUCUUGGUGCACGCACUUGCAAUGAGGCAACUAGGAAGGCUAAACCCUCGCCAUCUACUAGCGGCUGGAUACCGUCUAAGACCGGCUGAAUGGUGUCCGAGGACUAUCCACACACGCCAGCUAUGGGGCUGCUUGACCUUUCCUGCACUCGAUGGUCACAGGCCUGUUUUCCAUGGUAGAGACGCUGUCAGGAGUUGGUCUGUUAAUCAUCUGAGGUACAAAAGCAAGAAGAAAGGUACUACUCCUCGCGCAGCGCCGGAGGAAGAUGAAGAUGACUCAGAGGAAAGUGAUUAUGAAGAUGUAGACCCAAAUCUACCUAAAGACUAUAAGGACAUGGAGAAAUAUGUGCAGUCUUUUCGCUAUGAUGUUAUCACGAAGGCUGGCUUGGAUAUUGCACGGAACAAAAUUGAAGAUGCUUUCUACAGCGAGAAGCUCAGACUGAAUGGACAGAAACUCAUCAAGAAAAGUAAAACGGUAAAACCUGGGGACACGUUGGACCUGGUGCUGUCAGAGAAUAAAGAAACAAAUACUGUUACUUUAAUGAGAGUUAUCCUCAGAAGAGUUUUGGGUGAAUCCAACGAUGGAGAAAAAUAUAAAGUUUCCAUUCGGCGAUGGAAAUGUCUUGAGCUUGCCAAGGAUGAGGCCUUUAAACCAUGAACUUGCAUUGGACGCGUAGCUUAGAACUACUUGCCAAUAAGGUCGACAGCAGAGAAUGGGUGCUCACAGAAAACUGGAACUUGACUGGUCUUCUGCCUCCUGGGUCUAGAGUGGAUUACACAGGUUUAAUGUUGAUGUUGAGUAGUUUACAACAUCAAGAAGUGGACUUAAAUAUGCUCCUUUUUUCUGUCUACUGUGAAAUUCUUCCAAUAAAGAUGGAGUCGAAGUUG